Molecule: messenger RNA, 1770 nt
Organism: Peniophora sp. CBMAI 1063
Lineage: Eukaryota; Fungi; Basidiomycota; Agaricomycetes; Russulales; Peniophoraceae
Source: the annotation of a GenBank genome assembly
AUGUCUGCGCCUCUCAGUCAUCUGCUCAGGACCCAUGCUGCUCGUGCGGAUGAGGAUCCAAUACUGAGCGCCACCCUACGAAACCAGCAAAUAGCGCCUUCCCUCCUCUAUUACGCCGACUCCGAAGUAGUCUGUGCAAUCUUCGAGUUCGUCAAAGGCUCUCAGGUAGAAGAAAGCCGUCGUCGGGAGUCGGUCUCGGAGCAACCCGGACUUGGGAAUGCACCCGCGCGCAAGAACUACUGCAGCUCGGGGUGGAUAGUGGUUACCCACGUUUGUGCGCGUUGGAGAAAGAUUGCCUUGAAUGCGCCGCAGCUCUGGAUAGAUCUUGCCGACCACUUUGCCAUACAGCCCUCCCUCCUCUCAUUAUCCCUCGCGAGGACAAAGAACAUCCCCCUCCGUGUCGAUCUGCAUGGUCUCGCCCUCGAGAAGAUCCGCUGCCAGCCAAGACGCCGAUACAUCGCGACUGCGCUAGCUGAACGUAUCCAAGAACUGCAUGUUCGCUCAUUGACCAUCGAGACGUUCCGCCUUUUCGAAGACUACUUUCGGCACUUUUUCCUGAGCCUGCGCAAACUCAGCGUAGCCAUGGACCUUGAUAACGGCGAGACGUUCCCAUCGCUCCCCGUCGGACUCUGUUCCAGCUCUUACAUCACCGAUCUGGAGCUCGAGAAUUGUCUUCCAUCGAGCUGGGAUGCUCCUUUCUUCAGCCCUUGCCUCGAGCGCCUCGUUCUUCUUGCGUGGACUGCAUAUUCGAAAGGCAUCAUGCCGACUAUGCGAGAGUUUACAGAUGCCCUCCUGCACUUGACCUUGCUGAAGACGCUGGAGAUUCAAGAUGUCUUUCCCAUCGUCGAACCGGGCGUGGUAUACCAGUCGAUAGCGGUCCCUUCGACGCUACGCUCUCUAUCUUUGCUCAGCGUCGAGCCGCGCCCUUCUCAAGAGCUCGAGUUUCUGACACUGCUCACAUAUCUGGACAUCCGCCACGACAUACACCUCGAUGUUCUUGUCAGCAGCUCAACGAACACAGGCUGGUCAAUCAACAGCGACGUUGGGCAGAUCGCACUAUCCCUCAUUUCUUCGGCCAUCCAAACCGCCUACCGUCAUCAGAGUCCCCCUCUACACCUUCUCCUUGGCGAGAAGGCGUUCGUGACCCACAACUCCGAGGACUGGCCAUCAUCCUUAGAACGCAAUUGGCCGAUGUCUGCGCCAAUGUCCGAGGAGUUGGAAACAUACGCGGACAUGCCUGGGGCUUCUUCUCUCAUCGCUUUCAACUUCGAUCUCGAGUGCAGCCCUGAUUCCUGCUCAUGGCACGAUGGGACUAUUGCAAUACCUUUGCAAACCGUACGCACCAUCGCGCUGGAGCACGAGGCAGCGAGGGCCUAUCUGGAUAGCGAAGUUUGGUGGGGUGCAUUUGCAGGUGCCAGAGUCGUGGAGCGCUUGAGCAUCUACAUCGGCGACUGUGUCAUGCUGCUACCUCGGCUCGCCGAGUACAAUUCAGAGGACGACACCACUCCAUUCACGUACUUCCCUCGUCUUGGAGCCAUUGACGUUCGCAUUGAGAAACCUCGGAAGGUCGAAAAGUCGUGGCUCAAGGACAGGGAACUCGCAUGCGCGGAGAGUCUCGCUGCUAUUCGGUCCGUCGUUCGUACCAGGAAGGCCCUGGGUCACGGGUUAAAUUUGAUCGUUGUUGAUGAGAUUCUGCGUGGGUGGGCGUUUUGGAAGGAGAUCCAAGAUGAUGUCGAACUGAGCUUCCGUAUUUCUGAUCACCGUACUUAA